Archocentrus centrarchus (flier cichlid) is the source of this 2442-nucleotide messenger RNA. It is a transcript of the gene srxn1, whose product is annotated as sulfiredoxin 1 homolog (S. cerevisiae). Gene Ontology annotation, cellular component: cytoplasm. Bases 47 to 496 code for a protein of 149 amino acids. The transcript is spliced from 2 exons. Gene Ontology annotation, molecular function: sulfiredoxin activity. Gene Ontology annotation, biological process: cellular response to oxidative stress. The record is from RefSeq and is a predicted model, not a curated record. Lineage: Eukaryota; Metazoa; Chordata; Actinopteri; Cichliformes; Cichlidae.
GUGAAGACACGGUCGAGUGUACUGCAGUCAGUGGGUAGUUUAAUAAAUGCUUCGGCUAUACCGCGGCACUAAAACUCCGCUGAAGUUGGUGUUUUUAUCCAGUAGAAAUAUGUCGAUAGAACCCACUGAGCGUGGACCUGCGGGCGGUGAGAAAAGCAGCGACAACAGGUCGAUUCACUCGGACACUGUGGAGGAGAUCCAUAACAUCCCGCUGCAGGUCAUCAUCAGACCGUUUCCGCCAGUGCUGGACGAGCAGAAAGUCCAGAGUCUGAUGGACACAAUAAGGGAGACAGCAGACAUCAGCGUUGUUCCUCCUAUUGAUGUGCUCUGGAUCAAAGGUAGAGAGGGAGGAAAUUACUACUACUCGUUCGGCGGCUGUCACAGGUUUGCUGCCUAUCAGAGGUUGAACAUGCAGACCAUUCCAGUAAAGAUCAUCAAAUCAAACGUCUCAGACCUGAGCACUUAUUUGGGGGCUUCGACACCUGAUCUGCGGUGAUGCUGGAGCAGCUUGGAGCUUUUUUUUAUUUUUAUUUUAAAUAUAUUUGGCUCAGAUGAAUUAUAUAUAAUACAGCUGUAACUCUCCUGUUGGUGACUGCAGAGCAAAGGUUUUGCCAGUAGGGGGAAAUGUAACUCUUAGUUAAGCAUAUGACAUUUUUCAUUUGAAACAGCUUAAAUGUAGUUCAAAUUUUUGUAAUUAUCUAUUUUUACAAAGUACAUAUUGAUCAUGUAGUAGCUUUAAUGCUUCCAAAUACCAACUAUAAUUGCAUAUAAACAUUUAAAUUGCUGUGUUCUAAGAGGUCUUUAUUUUAAAAAAAUAACCUUUUUUUUUUACUUUUUAAUUACUUUUUGAUUUUUACUUAAAUCAACCUACAGAUAAGAAAGCACGAAAGAUGAAUGAAAUGUAUUCAGCACAUCUUUAGGAUGGUAGCUAUAAAAUGAAACCUUAGCUACUGUACAUGCCCAACAACAAUAGACAAAAGUGAGGGGGUUGAUUGCUCAACUGUAUGUUUGGCUAGCUAAUGUCAUAAAAAUGGUGUGAAGAUGCUUUUUAUAAUAACAAAACUUUGUGGCCAGUGAUACUUCGUGGCCCUCUUAAAAUAAAGGCCUAAGUCGUUUUUUAAUGAAAGUUUUAUUGUUUUAAGAGGGUGACGAUGUGUAUGUAAAAACAUGGUAUCCUCGUGUCUUCUUAUCCUGUCACAUUGGUAUAACAGCUCCACUGCUACAUCUAAUUUAUUCACUGUUUUGAUGCAACUGGAAUUUUAAAACCACAUAUUUGUUUUGUAGACUCUGACUCAUUUUGCCCCACAGUCCAAGAACGCUUUGACAGGAAAUUUUUUUUUAGAAAAUUAAAAGAAAUUGUGAAAAAAAAAAGUUAUCUACUCCAUCAGGUAAAGUUCUUCCUUCCACAGCAGGAUGAAAAGGAAAAAAUGGUAACUAAAUUUAUAGUCAGAUACCAAAAAUUCCAUGCAGAUGGUGGAUCAGCUUACGACGGUCACCCCUAAAAUGAUGCAGCAGUUGUUUCAGCGGUGUGUUUAUUCUGUAAACAUCGUUGAGUAACACUGCAGUGAAAGAUGGUUGGAGAUGUUCAGGUGUUUUCACAGCAGACAUUUUUCACUUGUCACAAAGUAGGAAGAAGCGCAGCUGUUGCUAAUAAAAUGAACAACCUCUCUGUUGUGUUGAAGUGCUCCUGUGAGCUGCGACAGUGUGACAACGAGCCAGCACGCACAGUGCAGCAGCCUGAAAGUGAAACAGGGAAACUGAAUUUAUUAUUUACUGAAGUGCUUUUAAUACUAUGACACUUGCUUACAAAAAAAUAGCCUGUUGUAUCCACCAGUGGUUUUCCUUCAAAUGCACCUCUUGAAUUCCUUCCACUGAGUACUAGGGAAGAUUUAAAUACACCACCUGUCUUUGGUCCAAGUUAUUUUUGUCUGUAUUUGAAGGUCCCCGUGGAUUUAGUUUUAAUUUUAGAAUCAAAUGACCUGCUUUAUGUAGCAGCUGCAGAGUGUGAAGAGGAAAUGAACAGGUCUUCAUUUUCAAUAACUAAGAGACAAAUUUCUGUAAGACUGCUAGAUUUUUUUUUUCUCGAAAUCUCAGUAGCUCCGGUGUCAUACAACCUUGUACUUUUUCAGUCAUAUUCACCCACGUUGUUCAUGCACAGUCAACUUUGAUUGUGAUGUUCUAGACAGCAUAAGACGAGGUAAUAGAAAGGAGCCUAUAGACCAGAUGGUUUGCUGAAAGAGUGAGGUGUUAUGAGAACAUCAAGCUGACAAAAUGCAAGAUGUUAAGUCUUGCUGAGUCUGCUCAUUCUGCUUGCCGUCAGUCUGUGUCUCUCUCGUCUGAAAGUGAUACCUCAUGUAACUGUCCAGAUUGUGUUUUGACAAAAAAAGUGGAGGAACCUUCAUCAUACUGGUCAGUUCAUAUGAAAACUUUAACCAGAUGAAU